Molecule: messenger RNA, 957 nt
Organism: Solenopsis invicta (red fire ant)
Lineage: Eukaryota; Metazoa; Arthropoda; Insecta; Hymenoptera; Formicidae
Product: translation initiation factor IF-2-like
Exons: 1
Coding region: 1-957 (318 amino acids)
Source: RefSeq, a predicted model, not a curated record
AUGGAACAACUAGACGCACUGCUCACGGAGCCUACCAACGAUGAGGAGUUCGAGGCAUUAUGGUCCCAAGUUAUGACCAUAGUGCCUCCUCGCCCGGACUUGUUCCCGGCGACGGCCGAUCAACUGCCAACAGCACCGCCUCCCGCCACCGACCCGCACGGACUGCCCAGGACGAUCCGGGACGCGACCACCAAGCGGCCAAAGCGUCGGGGCGUCAGCGUGCGAGCACCAUCGCACGGGCUAAUCGAAGAGGCCAAGAGGACGGGCCCCCGUCAGUGCCUCGUCCGAACCGCGACGGCGCCAAGGAAGGACGCCCCGGUAAUAGGGGUACGGGUCCAGCGGUCCUCCGCCACUAACGCCCGGAAACUCGCCGCACUCCUGGCAGAACCUCCAGCACGGCCUGGGAUGCGUCGACCGCCGUCGUCACUACCCGCAAGUCGGAAGACUGCGACAUCGGCAAGGCCAACACCGCCGGCUGUCGUCCCGACUGCGCCUCCGGCCGGCACUACCAAGCCAGAACGACCAAAGCAGCGGGGGAAAGCCGGCUUAGUGGAACUUUUCGGGGACACGCUCUCCGACCUAGAGGAGGAAAGCACCUCGACUCCGGCACCGAACCCGCAUGGCCAGCCACCAGCCGCACCAGCGAGGCCCUCCGUCAAAGCUGCGGAACCAGCCACCGCACAACCAGUCGCCGCAGCUCCAGCCAGAGCACCACCAGUCGCCGCAGCUCCAGCCAGGGCACCAAGGACACCGCCAGCAACACCGGCCAUCGUACCCUCCACACGGGACACUCCCCCGUCUGUACCAGUGCGAGUACGCGAGGAUCUAAUAAUCCACGUGCCAUAUCACGCCGCACGGAUCUCGCGGGUGUACAAGGUGCGACUCGCGACUCGUCGGUACACGCUGCGCUUUGACCGCGCCGGCCGCUGCCACUACGUGCGGGAAUUCCCGGCGUAG